CACUUUUUCACUACUUUUUCCCAUUGAAGGUGUUUUGACAAUUCCGCAGGUGGCAGUCGCAUCCCGUAUAACGGACCAGUACAUAUACGACAGUAGGCCUGUCAGCACGACUAUCUGUGGUACUCCCUCACUAAACUAGGACUGAAUAGUGACCAUGUGUAGCGUAGAGGAAGAUAUCCAACUCGAAGCUCAACUAAAACCGCAAAGCGGGCGAAGGCUUCUUGUGGAGGGCAAAUGUCACAAGUGCAAAAUAGAGCCGCCAGUGGUAGACACAAAGGGUGUUCAUUACUGCAGGAACUGUUUUAUUGAAAGCGUCCUGUAUAGAUUCAGGAUAAAUAUCAUGAAAUCCUCCAAAGGCCCGGACGGAAUGAAAGUGUUGAUUGCAUUUUCUGGAGGACCUUCGUCAAGACUUGUGAUUGAGGGAUUCAAGCGAUUCCAUACACUGGACUCUGAAAACAGCCGAAAGAAACGGAAGUUCUCGGAAAUCGUCAUAUGCCAUGUGGAUCAGUCUUCUGUAUUUGGCAAAGUAGUUGAUGCGAAGGAGGCGGGCAUCGAGAACCUUGUCAAAUCAUCAGGGUUCACGUACAUCCGCGUACCAAUCGAAAAUGUAUUCGCGGGGCCGGAUGGGGUUGAUCCUGGCUUUUUGGCUGCUUCGGGAGCAGACGCAAAUGACGCGAAUGCGCAUCGGAUGAACAUGGCUUACAUCGCAAACUCGAAUUUGACGCCCGCCGAAAGAUUACGACAAUGUUUCAACAGCCUCGGAAAACUGACAGCAAAGGAGGACAUGCUACAGACUUUGACGAUGAAGGCGGUGCUGGACACCGCAAGGGCGCAUGGUUGCUCAUUGGCGGCGCUUGGGGACAAUGCUACGCGGUUAGCCGUUAAAGUUGUCUCUUUGACAAGCAAAGGAAAUGGCUUCAGUUUGCCCUUGGAGAUGGCGGUCGCGUCGAAGUGGCAUAAAGAUAUUACCGUAAUCAAGCCACUACGCGACGUACUAGCUAAAGAGGUCGUUCUGUUCAACAAAUACGAGAAUCUGGACUACGCUGUUGUCCGAGACUUCACCACGGGGAUGCCGGCGAAGGCCAGUAUCGACCGCCUGACCGAAGCAUUCGUCAUCGGACUGCAGAACGACUUCCCAAUGACGGUCCCUACGGUUGUUCGGACGGGCGAGAAAGUUUCAUCCGAGUACUUGCUGGAGGACACUACGGUCUGUCCACUAUGUCAAGGACCUGUACAAUACGCAUCGAAGGACUGGCGGGCAAAUCACACUGUUGCCGUUAUUCCCACCUCGGAACCCUCGUCGACAGCGGAGUUACCGAACGCUUUCGCGAAAAUGAAUGUUGGAAGCUCUCCUCAUGCGAACGACUGCACACAAUCCUCGUGCUGCGCCUCGUGUCCUGAGACCUCUGGCGGAUGCUGCUCGUCAAAGCAACCGAAUUCAUCAGUAAUCGACAUAUCCCAGCAUAUCUGCUACGCCUGCCAGAAUCUUUGCCAGGACGCGAAGGACGCCGCCGUCGCAGCAACGCAGAAGCGUCUACCGCGCAAUGGCGCACAGCAGAACGGGGAUUCACCAGCAGAGACAAAGGCAAACGCCGACCUUCGGCUCAUACUGCCGCCUUAUGUGGCUCACGAGGUCACGAAACGAGUCGGCAGAGAUUGGAUGCGAGAUCAGAUUGCUGAUUUCUUGGUGGUUGAUGACGGUGCUGACGAGACGGAGUAACUUCUGCCCCUGGCUGUUGUUUUUCUCACGGCGGAGAGCUAGUCAUUUUUGGUAUAUCGAGUUCUAGGUCGUUCUGGGUCGUUCGGGGUCGUCGUAGAUACGAGGGUAAACAUGUAGGGAGUAGUUAUAGACUACGAUUCGGCAAUUUGAGAAGAUGGCGGUGCACCAGAGUAGCUCAGGAAGCUGCAUAGGAAGAACUUGGCACUCAGGGACAGUUGGGAGUUGCGGGCUCGAAGUUGUUGCAGAAGUGCCGAGAGCAACAACUCGAUCUCGCACCCACAUGAAGAUUGAUAU
Molecule: messenger RNA, 2014 nt
Organism: Fimicolochytrium jonesii
Lineage: Eukaryota; Fungi; Chytridiomycota; Chytridiomycetes; Spizellomycetales; Powellomycetaceae
Exons: 7
Coding region: 155-1720 (521 amino acids)
Biological process (GO): tRNA wobble position uridine thiolation
Cellular component (GO): cytosol
Molecular function (GO): tRNA binding; sulfurtransferase activity
Source: RefSeq, a predicted model, not a curated record